UUAAGUGUUUCACAGUGAGUUGUGUCCUGCAUUGAGGGGGCUCAAUUUUGUUAUUUAAAUAACUUAGAUAUGUGGCAAUUAAUCGAGUUCAGUUUAUCAUUUAAAGCUGUUGCAAACUGUUUUUCUGAAUAAUGCGAGUGCAAGUGUACUAAUCUUAAUUCGGUCUUCGUUCUCUUCAAAAUGAUUUUGCGGUUGUUAUUGUUUAUUACUGUUGAGAUGUAUUUAUAUAUAAUAGCGCUGUUUGUUUUAUGGAUUACCUAUAUAAUUUGGAAAAAUUAUAGUCUACCACCUGGACCUUGGGGUAUACCUAUUUUCGGUUACUUACCAUGGAUGGACCCAAAAAACCCAUAUAUUACUUUGACAAACUUAUCCAAAAAGUAUGGUUCUAUUUAUGGACUGAAUCUCGGUAGUGUUUAUACUGUAGUUUUGACGAAUCCAAAAACUAUUAAAUCGGUGUUUUCAAUGAACGCCACAACAGGCAGAGCGCCCCUAUAUUUGACUCAUGGUAUAAUGGAAGGAAAUGGUCUAAUAUGUGCCGAAGGAGAAGUAUGGAAAGAACAUAGACGAUUUACUUUUAACUGUAUUAGACAACUGGGAGGAGCAAAAGUUGGUCCACAAAGAAAAAAAAUGGAGACUCUCAUAUUGAAUCACGCUAUAGAUUUCAUAAAAUAUCUAGAUCUCGAAGAAGACGGUAGAGAGGUUGAUAUUUUUCCUGGUUUGCGCCAUAGUUUAGGAUCAGCCGUAUAUUUGAUUGUAUUUGGAAAAUCCUGGAGCAGAGAUGAUGAUGUAUGGAAAUAUUUGUUAUAUUUACAAGAAGAAGGUCCUAAAUAUAUGGGAAUAGCGGGACCACUAAAUUUCCUACCGUUUCUUAGGUUUUUUCCCAAAUAUCAGAAAAUUAUGUCUUUCAUAAAGUCUGGGCAAACAAAAUCGCAUAACUUGUAUAAAGACCUCAUUGACGAACAAGCACAAUUGUUAAAAAAACAAGCAACUGCAACUAUUACAACUAAUGGUAUACCCAGUAAUGAUUCCGCAAUAGGGCACAAUGUUAUCCAAUGCUUUUUACUGGAAAAAGAAAAGAAGAGUCCAGAAUUUGCCGAGAAAUUAUAUCACGAGAAACAAUGUCUCCACCUAUUAGCUGACAUAUUUGGCGCUGGUUUAGAUACUUCAUUAACGAGUUUAAGAUGGCACUUUCUGUACCUGGCUAAGAAUCCUUCUGUGCAAGAUGAAAUUAGGAAGGAAAUCAACGAUGUGUUACAUGAUCGUUUACCAACAAUGGACGAUAUCGAAAUGCUACCUUUGCUGGAGGCUUCAAUUCUGGAAGCUAUGAGAAUUAGACCAGUAGUUCCAGUUGGAUUACCACACGGAACAUUGGAAGAUAUCGAUAUCGAUGGAUAUAAGAUUCCAAAAGGAACAAUGGUGAUGUCGUUGUUGUGGGCGCUUCAUAUGGAUGAGAAUGCGUGGAAGAAUCCUGAGGAAUUUACUCCGAAGCGGUUUAUUAACGAGGAAGGGAAAGUUGAAAAAAACGAUUAUUUUAUGCCGUUCCAAACAGGUAAACGAAUGUGUGUUGGAGACGAAUUAGCUCGAAUGUUUCAAUUUCUCUUUUCUGCUACUAUACUCCAAAAAUUCUCGUUUUCUUUGCGAGAUGAAAAUUUCGAUACUUGGGGCGAAUGUGGGAUAACAUUAACACCCGUAGAUCAUAAAUUUAUAAUAAAAAAGGUGUGAAAUUAUGUUGUAUCAACAAAAUUCUUCAAUAAAUUCUUUCUUUUU
Molecule: messenger RNA, 1767 nt
Organism: Diorhabda sublineata
Lineage: Eukaryota; Metazoa; Arthropoda; Insecta; Coleoptera; Chrysomelidae
Gene: phtm
Product: cytochrome P450 306a1
Exons: 8
Coding region: 181-1722 (513 amino acids)
Biological process (GO): xenobiotic metabolic process
Cellular component (GO): cytoplasm; intracellular membrane-bounded organelle
Molecular function (GO): heme binding; oxidoreductase activity, acting on paired donors, with incorporation or reduction of molecular oxygen, reduced flavin or flavoprotein as one donor, and incorporation of one atom of oxygen; iron ion binding
Source: RefSeq, a predicted model, not a curated record